Messenger RNA from Stereum hirsutum FP-91666 SS1, 3170 nucleotides. Its product is annotated as RhoGAP-domain-containing protein. Gene Ontology annotation, biological process: regulation of GTPase activity; signal transduction. The transcript is spliced from 12 exons. Lineage: Eukaryota; Fungi; Basidiomycota; Agaricomycetes; Russulales; Stereaceae. The record is from RefSeq and is a predicted model, not a curated record. Bases 132 to 2537 code for a protein of 801 amino acids. Gene Ontology annotation, cellular component: cytoplasm.
CGACAAACGCCCGUUCCGUUCACCUUUCCCUUCCGUACCUCCUCCUCCUUGCUCCUACAUAACGCCAGAAACACGAAAGAGAAGAAAGCAAGAACAUUGACAAGAACAAGGAAGAAGACGAAGAGGAGAGAAUGACGACGCUGAUGUCCCCCGUCGACAGUUCCGACGGAUACGCCUCUACCUCUAUCGACGGCGUUUCUGAUAUCGGCGAGAAUAUGAGCAACAGCAUCUCGGGUCAGCAUCAGCAUCCGCUUUAUAAUCAUCCGGCGUCGCAGGUCCAGGUGCCCGCGUCGUCGAGUAAUGCGUCGAGCGUAUCUCCCACUGGCGUGAAUACGGGGAUGCCAUCGCUAGCCUCGAGACGGUCUUCUUCGCCGCCGCGGAGCAGUACGGACGGGCAUAGAGAGAGCAAGGAACGUGAGAGGGAGAGGGAGAGAGAAGGGAGGGACACAGAGUCAGUCACGAGCGGACACGGGCGGUCGUCGACGUCGCGGUGGAGGGAGAGCAGCGAGGAGCGGGACCGUGUGCUGGGGCCACCAGAAGUGCCGCUGGAGAGAAGUAAUACGGCGGUGUCGAGCGUGUUGAGUACGGGUGGAGGCGCAGAGUUUACGGUGGUGGAGCCGAGUUUUGAUGAGAGUGUGUUGAGGGCUUUGUGUGAUUUGGAUUGCGGCGUCCCCCUCCUCCUCGACCGAAUAAAACAAAGCAUGGUCUCCUGCCGCGAAGCCUCCGUCUUCUUCAAGAAACGCGCCGUGCUCGAGGAAGAGUACGGACGGGGGAUGCACAAGCUCGCGAAAGUGACGGCGGAAGUGUACGCCAUGAAUGACGGCAAGGCAGGUUCUUUCGUCGGCUCGUGGCAGGCGACGAUGAAGAUCCAUGAGGUCAUGGCGGAUAAUAGGAUACGCUUCGCGCAGAGGCUAAACGAAAUGAGCGAGGAGUUGGCCAAUCUCGCGAAGGAGGUCGACAAGAACCGCAAAUCGACGAAAGAGCUCGCCACCCGCUACGAGCGCAGCCUCCAAGAAUCCGAACUCCUGACCGAGAAGAGCAAGGCCCGGUUCGACGUGAGCAUCGAGGAGCUGGAACGGAUAUUGCUCCAGAAGGAGGGAGAGUCGCCGAAGGAUAAUAUCCAGGGACGGUCGCCGGGCGGGAAACGAGCGAUCGGGAAGGCGGCGGCGAAGGGGGCUUUAUUGCUCAAGGGGAAGAAUCCGGGGAAUUUGCAGAGACAGGAGGAUGAGUGUAGGCAGAGGGUGUCGACGGCUUCGGACGUUUAUAAGCGGACGGUGCAGGAGACGCAGAAGUUGAGGCAAGAGUAUUUUAAUUUUCAGUUGCCUAGGAUCUUGAGGGCUCUGAAAGAAUGCGCAGACGAGAUCGAUCUGGGGACGCAGUAUCAUCUUACGCGGUAUGCGUUCUUGUUCGAGAGUAUAAUGUUGAGCGAUGGGUCGACGUUGGCGCCUGGGGCGGCGGACGAGGGUAUGGGAUUGAAGGCGACGAUCGAGUCGAUCGAUAAUCGGUCGGAUUUCAAGGUGUACAUGCAGAACUAUAGUUUUGCGCAUGCGAAUACGUAUAGGGGCCCGAGGAGGACGGGGCCUGAGCAUGAGGGAUUCCUCCCGCCACUGCCGCACCAUGUCGACCGGACACAAGCACAACCCCCACCGCUGCUCAUCCCGCCUAGCACUUCAACGUCCACCUCGCCUAAUAACACGAAUAACCCGUAUCCGAACGGACUCAACGCGUCUACGUCGUAUGGGAAUCCUAACUCUAAUCCUUCCUUCAACGCCACGAACCCCACCACCUCCUCCACCACCACCACCACCAACGCCACCAGCCUCACCAACAACAACAACACCAACAACAACAACACCAACACCAACAACAACAACAACAACAACGUCCCACCCCCCCGCAACGGCUCCGAUCGCGGCCGGCCGACAUUCGGCGUCGACCUCGCGGAACAGAUGAUGCGGGAUAAUGUGGAGGUGCCGUUGAUUGUGGAGAAAUGCUGUGGGGCGAUCGAGAAGUGGGGGUUGGGGAGUCAGGGGAUAUAUAGGCUUAGUGGGACGACGAGUAAGGUUGCGAAGUUGAAGGAGAGGUUGGAUCGGGAUUUGGACGCGGUGAACCUCGAUGCGGACGAGUGGUCCUCGGAUAUCAAUAAUGUGACGAGCGUGUUGAAGCUUUGGUUGAGGGAGCUUCCGGAGCCGGUGAUGACGACGGUGCUGCAUCAGCAUUUCAUUGAUGCCGCCAGAAUCGAGAACCCGAGGCUGCGACAUAUUCGGCUGCAUGAGCAUGUCAAUGACUUGCCGGAUCCGAAUUAUGCGACGUUGAAGUACUUUUUGGGACAUUUGCAGCGGAUAUCGCAGUUCUCAGAGCAAAACUCUAUGACGAUCUCCAACCUUUCGAUCGUGUUCGGCCCGACACUGUUCAGUCAGGGUAUAUCGAAUGGUGCCCAGAACGGGAUCACGUUGGACCCGACGAUGCAGAAUAAGGCCAUUGAGACGAUCUUGGAGCACUACACCGAUAUCUUCAUAGACGAGUCAGAAGCUUAAGGCGCUGCUUGAGCUGAGCUGUAGAUCGUGCCUCUGGCCUGUUGUCCCAUUCCCAUGCAUGGACCGUUUCCUUUCUCUUACGUUUUCGCUGGGAUUUCAGGCUUGCCUUUUUCUUUUUCUUCCUCUUCUAACGAUAACGAUUGUUAUACCCUUCACACGCCCCUGCGGAGCCCGGAGCCCUUUGGAUCACCUACUUUCAUGUUUUCACUUAUUUUAUUUCCUCGCUCUGCCGGAUUUUGCGGACAAACCCUUGGAUCUCAUCGAUGAUUCGGAACUCUCUUCUUCCUAUGCAUCCGACCGGUUUCUGUUCUCAUUAUACGAUUAUCUUAUCAUCUGCGUCCCUUCAAUUCGUGACUUAAACUUUCUGGCCUUCGUCUUCCUCGUCCUAUGGCUGCUUCGCCUUUUCACUUUCCUUUCGCUGUUCAUAAUGUUCAUAAUCCCUGUGGUUGUGGUCGAGGCUUGGACCCUCACCCUGUCGAAAUGUAUCGUAUCGUCAAUCCGUGUACUAGCCUGUUCGUGUCCAGUGUUCGUGUUCGUUCGGUAGCUCGGUUUCUUUUGUCUUUUGUUCUCUGACUUAUUUGUCUGGUCUCGUCCGACUCCUCAUAUAUUUAUAGUCUGUCUCUUCCCUUCAAU